Messenger RNA from Funneliformis mosseae, 1776 nucleotides. NCBI's taxonomy places the organism in Eukaryota, Fungi, Glomeromycota, Glomeromycetes, Glomerales, Glomeraceae. The record is from the annotation of a GenBank genome assembly.
AUGGGAAAUUCAAAGUUACAUACAAAGUCGUCUACUAGGCUUUCUACGUCAUCCACGUCCACAUCCAAAAAAUCAGUUACCACGACGACCACGAAAUCAAAACCUAAAGUAGCUCAAAAAUCCUUAACUAAUAAAGAUUUAAAAGUUACAACGACCGCGAAAACUUUGACGACAAAGAAUCUAUCCUCUUCAAGGGUAUCAUCCGUCAAAGCUACACCUACGUCCACCACUAAAACCACCCCAAGAGAUACCAAAUCUUCGAAAAAUUUAAGUUCAUCAUCUACGAUAAAGACGACGAAUAAAACUACAAAAUCAUCUACGUUAACUAAGAAGAAAUUAAAAGAAAAGCAACAACAAGGGAAUGUUACAACAAACGCUUCAUUAGAUUUGGAAAUUUCAGAUGAAGCAAAAGAUAGUCCUAUAUGCUCCGAAAUAAAUAGUGUCAUGAAUGAAUUAGAAAAAUUCCGUACAAGUUUACAUGAAAUUGGAAGGGUACAAGAAAAGAAGAAUGAAAUCGUUUCGUCGUCUAAACGUUCAAAUCAUAAUAAAAAAAUAUCUUCCGGUUCGCUUCAAAAAUUACUCGUGGCGGAUGGUAUGUCGAAUCAGGAUGAAAUAGUUUUGCAAGCUCACAAUCAAUUAUCAGCGGUCAGACAACAUAUAACUUCAAUAAUGGAUAAUUACGAAACUUUGGAUGAAAAUUUAUUAACCGUCAUUAUGACUUAUAAUGAAGAAGUUAAUAUAGCUUUGCAAGAAGCAUUGCAAGAAGUACCAAAAUUAUAUUUAUCACAAUCUCAAUCACAACCUCCUUCCCCUUCAUUAUCUUUUUCCUCUCAAUUCUCUUCGCAUGAUGACACCAAUUCUACUCAACAGUUUAUUGAGGCUCAAAAAAUACAAAUACAAUUUCUUGAACAAGCUAAUUUUAAUAAUGUCUUUCAAUUAACUAAUGAUAUAAAGAAAUGUCAAUUAAACCUCGAGAAAUUUAUUAAAUCAAACUUUAAAAUGUAUAAUUUGAAUUUACUUGAAUCAAAAAUCCUUUUACGUAAAUAUGACAUAAGAAUUAAUUUAGAUGAUUUGUAUGAGAAAAAUGAAAAAUAUUCUAAAGUUUUAAUAUGUCAUUCAUUACAAAGACUAUUAUUAGAGACAGUUUUGGAAAAUUCCGAUAUUUAUUUUACGGGUUCAUUACAAAAUUUUCAACCUCAAAAUUUAUCCUCCAUUACAAAUGAUUUCGAUGAGGAGAGUUACGGUCAUAAUAAUCCCUCUCUCUUUCAAAAAGUAACUAAAAUCAAUCCUGAAGUUUAUGCGGUUUUGGGUUCAAAUUGUUUCGAUGGAUUUGAACAUCCUUUCAUCGAAUUUGUAGGAGAAAAAUUGGUUGAAAUAAUUGAAAAAUACUUUGAGGUUAAACAUGAUUCAAUUACGGGAAACAAACUUAAUUUGGUCAAUUUAGCUAAUGAAUUAGUUUAUGAUAUUAUAAAUGUUUUUUAUUUUAGAAUGCAAGCACAAGAGCCUACUGCUCAAUAUCAAUGGAUUGAAAACGAAAAGUCAUUGGAUCCGCAUCUCAUGUCCAUUGUAAAUUAUAGUACUUAUUGUAAUAAUAAUUUUUCUUUACCGGGUGAUUAUGAAAAUUGUGAAAAUAAACUUUGCGAAGAGGAAUUCGAUGUGGUGGGAGUUUGUUCCUUUCCAGCGAUAGGUAAAAGAUUAAAAGGUCAAGAAAAAUUAGAAAUUUACACCAAGGCAAAAGUUUUACCUUAUUCUCAACUAAAUCAUGAAAUAAAGUAG